GACGCUUUCACGCUCUAACGGUGUCGUUUCGCAACGCAGUUUGGCUGAGCUUGGACUUUGGUUAGGAUACGUUAAUGCGUACGGUGGUGAGAGAUCAGAACGAUCAUUGAGAGAGGUGUGUCUUUGGGUGGUCGAGUGAAGAGGAAAGAUGAGUCUGAAAGUGUACGCCGAUCGUAUGUCCCAGCCAUCCCGUGCGGUGCUCAUCUUUUGCAAGGUAAAUGGAAUAGAGUUCGAGGAAAUCAAAGUGGAACUAUCUAAACGUCAGCAGCUUUCUCCGGAAUUCAAAGCCAUUAAUCCUUUGAAGAAAGUCCCUGCUAUUGUUGAUGGGAGAUUUAAGCUGUUUGAGAGUCAUGCAAUUCUUAUCUACCUCGCCUCUGCCUUUCCUGGAGUUCCAGAUCAUUGGUAUCCUGCUGAUCUUUCCAGGAGAGCUAAAAUUAACUCUGUGUUGAGUUGGUAUCACCUGAAUUUACGCCGUGGGGCAGCCACAUUUGUUCUGAAUACUGUACUAGCUCCUUUUCUGGGUCUGCCGCUGAACCAACAAGCAGCUGCAGAAGCUAAGAAACUUUUGUGCUCAUCUCUGUCAACAUUAGAGAAUGUAUGGUUAAAGGGGAAUGGCCGAUUCUUGCUUGGUGGCUUUCAACCAUCCAUAGCAGAUCUCAGCCUGGUCUGCGAAAUCAUGCAAUUAGAGCUUCUGGAUGAGAAGGAUCGCGAUUGCAUUCUUGGCCCACACGAGAAAGUUCAGCAUUGGAUUGAGAGCACAAGAAAUGCAACAAAACCUCAUUUUGAUGAAGUUCAUAAUGUCCUCUAUAUGCUCAAAACGAGAAUUAGGGUUAAAACCGCACUACCUUCAAAGAUGUGAGAGUAUACAUGUGAAAAGCUUAUAUGUAAUAUUAAUAGGAAUGUUUUUGCAUUUAGCAAUUAUUAUGAAGGCUUGAUGCUUGAAAGAUGUAAUUCAUGCCUGUAUCUGUAUUUAGCCUCCAGUUCGACGACAAUGUUGAAGCAAAUAAAUGUGAUUGCCAAAUGCCAUUAGAAGAUUUAAGAGGUCCUAGCUACUGGAAAGUUGUACUAUAAUGUGAAGGUGACGGAUAUACUUUCUUGUGCAAGGUUGCACGUCUGCAUGAGAACGUGUACAAGAAGAAUGGCAAAAUUCAAGAAAAAGAAAAGUGAUUAGUGACAGACAUUUUGAUGAUA
Messenger RNA from Prosopis cineraria, 1191 nucleotides. Its product is annotated as glutathione S-transferase T1-like. The transcript has 7 exons. The record is from RefSeq and is a predicted model, not a curated record. The coding region runs from base 149 to 859 and encodes 236 amino acids. NCBI's taxonomy places the organism in Eukaryota, Viridiplantae, Streptophyta, Magnoliopsida, Fabales, Fabaceae.